AGUACUUUUGCUAGGGUUUUAGUGCAUUCAGCCCAAGUGAUCAUUUUUCUGCGUUCUUGAGAGUACUGCAUUUCUUGGGUUUCUCGGCUGAAAGAAAACUAGGGUUUCUGUGAUGGAUAGGGUGGAGGAGUUGGCGAGGAAGAAUGCUGCAGUGAUUUUCACCAAGAGCUCAUGCUGCAUGUGCCACAGCAUCAAGACACUGUUCUACGAUCUGGGUGCGAGCCCUGCGAUUCAUGAGCUCGAUAAGGACGCUAGAGGAAGGGAAAUGGAGUGGGCUUUGCGGCGGAUAGGGUGCAACCCCUCCGUCCCUGCUGUGUUUGUAGGCGGAAAAUUUGUUGGGUCUGCUAAAGAUGUGAUCACCAGCCAUGUUGAUGGGUCUCUAAAGCAAAUGCUGAUUGCAGCCAGAGCCAUCUGGUUCUAGCGCAGCCUUGGAAAAAAAGCUCUAUAGCAUCUACGGCUAAUGUUGUAUAUUACCACAAAGCUCCAUACCAUGUUAAGAGCAGCAUUGUAGAAGGGGUAUAUCUUCUUUUAAUUUUCUUUUUCUUUGUUCUCCUGGAGUUUGGUGACUCUGUUGUAUGAAGUCACUGAUACUAAAAUAGCCUGAGGCUUUUCUUAAGCUUUAACAGUUGCUUUGCCUUGUCUUCUUUUACUA
Vitis riparia (riverbank grape) is the source of this 652-nucleotide messenger RNA. RefSeq names its product glutaredoxin-C11-like. NCBI's taxonomy places the organism in Eukaryota, Viridiplantae, Streptophyta, Magnoliopsida, Vitales, Vitaceae. The transcript has a single exon. Bases 113 to 421 code for a protein of 102 amino acids. The record is from RefSeq and is a predicted model, not a curated record.